AGUCCUCGUUUCCAGUCGAAAGCCUGUCCAGUGGAGACUUUUGGAGAGUAAAAAACUACAAUUCCCCAUAGAAAAGCAGCUUCGGCCUCCCAGCCUUCGCCACGCCCCCACAGCUGUAGUCAUUCUGUUGCCUUGGAGCGUGUUCAUUUGUUUGCUUCUAAUUACUACCUGUCAUCUGCGUGUUAGUGUCUCAGGGAAAUCCCCCCCAAGCGGACGUGAGUCCCAGGCGAUUACCUUUGUCUCUACUACCAAAACCACCGCGACAAGGGGCCAGAGCUGCCCCUAGUCGGGGACGGGGUCCCCGACCUAUACGCUUUAUGCCGCGUGACUCAGGCAGUACCUCGGCCACCCCAAUACGCGGGGGUCUUCCCGAGGCGGCGUUUCCACAGCAACAGACUGUAAACAAAGACCUUGUGAGGCUCCCGGAGCUGCGCGCUGCGGGCGAACGGUUGGCGCCCUAGGAGAGGGUCGGGCCUCCGAACUAUGGCUCUCCCUCGGCCGAGAGGCGAUAUUACCUUCUCCCCAGCAACAGUAAGGGAACAUCCUGCUUUUCCUCCAGUCAGAACAACACCCAGUCCCCUCCCAGACGCAAAAACUCUCCAUAAACGUAAGAUCUUUCAACACCGAAAAACCCCGCCACUUCAUUUUUCCGUGGGUGGCCGUCUGUCCUCAUGGCCUGCGUACGCCAGUGCACAAGCUAUCUUACAGAACCGCAAACCCUGCUCAACCACCGACAAAACGGGGGCCAGAGACAAGCCCACUCUCACCGUUGCAAAGCCCCGAUACCUGGAACAGUUGGAAGAUUACCUGAGAAAAGAGUUGCUUCUUCUGGACAUGACCAAGGACAAUGCUGAGGAGCUCAAACUCCAGCCUUACAGAGAGAUCUUUGAAUUCUUUAUAGAGGACUUCAAAACCUACAAACCCUUGUUGUCUUCCAUAAAGAAUGCAUAUGAAGUCGCACUGGCUCACUUUAGAGAGAAGAUUCGGUCUCUGGAGCCGCUGAAAGCCAUGCUAGUUACCGUUUCUGAAGACUGUAAUGAAAAAAUCCUGGCUAUCAGGGCAGAAGAGAGAUAUGAAAUCAAAAUGUUAAAGAAAGAGAAACUUAAUUUAUUAAAGCUCAUUGACAAAAAGAAUGAAGAGAAGAUGUCUCUGCAGACUCAGGUGACCAACCUACGGAAAAACUUGGCAGAGGAAUAUCUUCAUUUCCUUAAUGAACGAGAUGCCCGAAAGAUCCUUAUUGCGGAUCUUAAUGAGCUUCGCUAUCAGAGAGAAGACAUGUCUCUUGCCCAGUCUCCAGAUGUGUGCAGAGAAGAUCCUGUAAAGUUAACCCUCGCUUUAAAGAUGUGUCGUCAAGACCUCACCAGAACUCAGAAGGAACUGAAUACGAUGAAGGCAAAUUUUGGGGAUGUUGUCCCCAGAAGGGACUUUGAAAUGCAGGAGAAAAAAAACAAGGCAUUAUUGGAAAUGACGGAGAGUUUAAAAACUGACUAUGAAGAGAUACGAAAAGAGUACGACACGCUGCUACAGAUUCAUAUGACGAUUGUCAAAGAUAGGGAUGAAUUCUACACUGAGUUGCAGGAGAUACAACGAACAUCCACUCCCAGGCCUGAUUGGACCAAGUGUGAAGGUGUGAUAUCAGGGGGACAAGAACGCUGGCGCUUUUUGUCUCAAGGGAAAAGCAGCGACCAGCUUGUUGAUGUGCUGCUAGAAGAGAUUGGUGCAGGACUUCUCCGAGAAAGAGAAACCUUUCAGGGCCUGGGCAUCGCUGAAGACAUACCCGAGUUCCUUCGGACUGAAGGGUUUAUCCGAAACAAAAAGUUAAGCAAAAAGGAAGUGGUGGACAUCAUCAAAGAUGUCUGGAAAGAGCGGAUGGCCGAAGAACAGAAAGAGAAAACUUCUACCUUGGGCCAGUUUUUCCUCAACUACCUGCAAAAACGCUUUGGGGAGGCCUCUGCCAUGGACUGGUCCUACACCAUUUUUGAAAACGUCAGACUCUUUCACUCCAAUGAGGUCAUGAAACAGUUCCAUGAUAUCUUGACAGGACUGGUAAAAGAAAACGUAUUCCUUGACCAGAAAGAGCUCGAAUCUUAUCUGCUGAAGGAGUUGACUACCGCUGACAACCAGAAUGAAGGAAGCCUCACCCUAGAUCAGUUCAGCACAGUACUCAAGACCGCCUUUCCCCUCAAGACAGAGGAACAGAUUCAGGAGUUGUUGGAUGUGGCCAAGGAUCCAUUAGAGGAGCUUGAUAUCAUUUACUACCGAAUCUUGUUUGCUGAGGAUGAAAUGGGUGUUUCAGGGCCCUUUGUCCAUAAACUGUGGAGUCAGGCCCAAAGUGAGAAGCAGGCCUAUCUACUGGACUUGGAGACAGAACUUGGAGCUAACAAGAUGGCCGAAAUAACCCCAGGACAGCUGCGCCAGGCCCUGACUUCCAUUGACCCCUCUCUGGAUGAGCAAACCCUGGACAACUACGUGAGCCAGGCCUUCAACACCCCUAUAGCAGAACUGGAUGCAAACACCCUCGAGGAAGUAGAGGUCCUGCUAGCCCACUUACAAACUGGUAAUAUCAAGAGGAUGGGCCCUCGAGAGCUUGAGCCUAGUUCCUAGACUGUCUUCUAGCCAACCAAAUGAAAACUCCCACCUUUAUCCAAGGAAAGAGGGGCAGAGAUCAAAAGCCACUCCAAACCAAAGCCUUCUUCCCUUCCUCCACCCCCAUUACAAAAGCAAAGAUUCUUUAAUUUUGGAAACAAAUAUAUCAUUUGUAAGAAUUUGAGUUGUCUGCAUGGUGUGCAGAGGGAGAAAAGGAGAAAGAAAUAAGGAUGACUUCAAGGAAAACUGAGUACCAAAGUGGGAAUCAGUAAGAAAACCUGGAGACCUGGAUUUGAAUCUUGGUUCAGGUCAACAAUCCAACAAGCACUUUCUUCCUAUGGGCCAUGGGCUAGGCCCUGGCUGGAGAGACAGGGACAAAACUCACAGUCCCCACCCUCAUAGUCCUCAGCUUAUUAGGGAAUACACUAUGUAUAAAUAGAAGAAUGUUGGAGCAAAAAAAAAAAAAAAGG
Molecule: messenger RNA, 3056 nt
Organism: Sarcophilus harrisii (Tasmanian devil)
Lineage: Eukaryota; Metazoa; Chordata; Mammalia; Dasyuromorphia; Dasyuridae
Gene: TSNAXIP1
Product: translin associated factor X interacting protein 1
Exons: 16
Coding region: 484-2604 (706 amino acids)
Cellular component (GO): cytoplasm
Source: RefSeq, a predicted model, not a curated record